UGGUAGUAUUAGAUUGUAGGUCUACGGUGUUUGAAAGUCUGUGUGUCUUAUUGCAACUGCAAAUUAUCUGCAAUGGCGCUGUGGGCAUCUUCUUCUUCUUCUUCUCAGAAGCUUUUCAUUGCAUCUCCAGCUUUAAAACAUGGAAAUGGAAGAAGUAGAAGCAGAAAUGCCAGAAGAGAUUUAGAUUCUGUAGUUCAUGUCGGGAUGGCAGAGGGAGUAGCAAUAGCAUACGAGGAGGGAGAACGAGAAAGGCCAAAGUGGGCAGAAGAGACCCCUUUCUCUCGCCUUGUUAAAGCUUUCGUUUCGUUCAAGCCCCUUUACUCUGUGCUUAAGCUUGGUGCCCGACAAGUCCUAAUCAGUACAGCGGAGAAGAACAACAUUCGUUGGAGGGAGAUGAGAAGGGAGAUUCUGGAGUCAGAUGUCUAUAAUGAGCUGCACAGCAUUGAGAACCCCUCUCUCCAAUACCCAGAUUAUUAUCUGAGUCCUUUUCAUGCAUACGAGGAGGGCAAUCUUUCGUGGAUGGUAAGUAUGCUCUUUUUUAAGGCUGCAGCUGAAGCGGAGGCUGCAACCAUGUCUAUGACGAGGCGAGCUAUACCAUAUGCUUCAUCAAAUGAGGAAGCAACUCAAGAAUUACGUGGAAAUUGGCUACAAGCAAUCAAACAACAUCAUAUGAAGCAUUCAGGAAAUGCCACUAUUGAAACUAUUCUAGACAUUGGAUGUUCUGUUGGUUUAAGUGCAACAUUUCUUGCUGAUGAGUUCCCUUCUGCUAAAGUCACCGGACUAGAUCUGUCACCUUACUUUCUUUCUGUAGCUCAAUUCAAGGAAAAGAAAAGAGCCCCUCGAAAGAAUCCCAUCAGAUGGGUACAUGCAGCUGGAGAAGACACUGGCCUGCCCUCUAAAUCAUUUGAUCUUGUUUCUUUUGCUUUUGUGUUUCAUGAAUGUCCUGAAAGAGCAAUAAUUGCUUUAGUGGAUGAAGCAAUCCGAUUGCUUAGACCUGGAGGCACAUUUGCUUUGACUGACCAGGCGCCAAAGUCAAAGAUCCUUCAGGAAUUGUCUCCAGCUCUUUUCACAUUACUGAAGAGUACGGAGCCAUUUUUGAACGAAUACUUCCUCACUGAUAUGGAAGGAAGAUUGAGAGAAGCUGGCUUUGUUAACAUAAAAACAAUGCUUACAGAUCCGAGGCACAUGACCAUGACUGCAACGGUGCCUCAUCAACAUGUAUGAGUAUUUUCAUUAGAUGGAAAGCACCUAGAAGAGAUUGUGUACAAAUUCAUCUGCCUUGUGGAACCAAGUAAAAGCAUUUCUGAGUUCAAAUAUUUGAAAGCUUUUGAUGACUUCUUACUAGUGUCAUCAAAUGACUUUUAGAGUCUCAUUAAUUGGAGAUUCUGCAGUGAGGAAUUGAGAGUUUCAUUCAACUUCUCAGUUUCAUUAUCUUUAUCUUUUUAAAGUAAA
This is a messenger RNA of Durio zibethinus, 1452 nucleotides long. RefSeq lists its product as uncharacterized. Lineage: Eukaryota; Viridiplantae; Streptophyta; Magnoliopsida; Malvales; Malvaceae. Gene Ontology annotation, molecular function: methyltransferase activity. The record is from RefSeq and is a predicted model, not a curated record.